Messenger RNA from Rhineura floridana, 14495 nucleotides. RefSeq names its product cardiomyopathy associated 5 (gene CMYA5). Lineage: Eukaryota; Metazoa; Chordata; Lepidosauria; Squamata; Rhineuridae. The coding region runs from base 125 to 13381 and encodes 4418 amino acids. The record is from RefSeq and is a predicted model, not a curated record. The transcript has 13 exons. Gene Ontology annotation, molecular function: protein binding.
AUUUAAAGACUUUCCUGAGUCAGGAGAGCUGAGCUGCUGUGGAUAACAGUUUGCUGCAGGCAACCCUGGAGAGUAUUGAGUAGAGGGGAAAAAACACAGCAAGGGGGCUGACCUGGGGGACAAAAUGGAGACUGACUGCAACUCAGAGUCUGACAGAUCACGUGAUGUCUCCAUGGAAGAUGAAGAUGAAUCUAACAGCAGUUUAAAAAACCUUAACCAGAAUGAAGAGGUGAAAUCAGAUGCCAUGGAUACCAUUCAAACUGAAGAUAGUGGAAUGACGUGGGAGACUAGUUCAAGUAGAUGUUCCACUUCCCAAGCCUCAGAAACUAGUGCUACGUCUGGUGUUUAUAGUAUGGAAAACUCAUACAUGGAAGGUCUUCCAGGGAAAGCUGUAUUUCUGAUGGAUGAGGGGGACAUGGUUCAGAAAAGAAUAAGCAAUUCACCAGAUCAGGCAUCACUGUCAUCAAAUGAGAAAAGAGGUCCAGAUAAUAAAACAUGCGACUUUUCUGAAAAAGCUCUAGAAAGAGAAUUAGAUGCUGCUGAUCCACAGUCAUGGUCCCUUCAAGUGCAACCUUCAAAGAUUAAAAACUAUUUGGUACAAAUCACACAGGAAGCGGCAACUUCAUUGACAGAAGAAAAAGAAAAUGCUUUGAUUAAAAAGGGAGAGCUGCCCCUCGAAGGAACAGUAAGAACCAGGAUUCAGCUAAUCACUGCAGUCUUAGCAGAAAGAAAUAAAAAGAUUUUCCGGAGGGUGAACAAUCAAGAUUUGCCUCCACCUUCUGAUAUAGUCAGGAAGCCAAGACAACAACCAAAAAUAUUCACCAGGCAAGCCAUGUUGAAGGCAUCUUUAAGACAUCUUGAACGAGAGGCUGCAAUUAAGAAUAACAAAAAAGAAACCCUAUGUUAUAAUCUCAGGCAUGUACAAACAAAUAUUCCCAAGUCUGGCGUGUCCAUUCCGUGUAACACAGAUGAGAUGCAAUUGCGGCAAUCUUUUCUGCCUGAACCUCUAAAUAAGGCUUCCAAAAAGGUGCCACCAAUUUCAUCACUUCUCACUGAUACAGCGAAAAAGCGGGGCACCAGAUUACAUUCCCCUGUAACUCCAACAACAGUCCCAGAACAGACAAGCUUUACUUAUCAUGACAAAAUGGAAAACAAGGGAAAGCAAUCUCAUCUUCUUGAUACAGCAAAUACCAUGUCAGAAAAGUUGCCCAACCUCCUUACUGAAACAGAAAAGGAAGAAAUGCAGGGAUAUUCACCAAUGAUCACAGAGGUCACUGACAUAUCAGAAGAAUCAAGGGCUCCACCAGAGAGGAAGACAGUUCGACCUUCUUCACCUGUUUCUACUGAACCCCUUUCUCAGCCUGCUAACGAAACAGAGAGUCAGUCUGACUCAAGUAUAACCAUGCUAUCAGAACCUGCAGCUCACAAUGUGCAGUACUCAAAUAAUAUUGCAGCCAAGCACUAUGAGUCCCAAGACUCUGUUUCAACUGAAACAAGAAACCAAGAUACUGAAUUCACAAUCCCUUCACAAUUAGAGAUAAAAGAUUCAGGCUUGUUGCAUUCUGCUGAAGAAGCAUGGAAGCAAGACAUUCCUACUUGCUCACCUGAAACCUCAGAAUCUGUGGUCAAACAAGCAAAAUUACUACCUUCAGUUAGUGAAAGAGAAAAGCAAGAACAGAAACAGCUGGAGGCAGAAUAUUCAAAGAAAGAAGAAGCACAGGAGCAAUUGACCACACUUUUACAAGCAAAGUCAGAGCAUUUGAUGCAAUCGGUGAAAGAGUGGGAGGCUGGAGAAACUGAAACGGUACCUGAUUUAUCUUCUACAACUGGCACAAGAGAACCACAGGAAUUCCAGAGUGAUUUAUAUGAAAUUGCAGAUGAGCAUACUGGACUUCCACAGCCAUCGUAUUUCAUGGAUGAAGCAGAGAAAAAAGAAAAAGAGCAUCUGGAAUCAGAUUUGGCAAAGCAAACUGUUCAGGCUCAGGCACCUGUGACCACAUCACUAGAGCCAGAAGAAUCGGACAUAUUGUACUCAGGAAGUGAAGCUGAGAAUGAGAUGGCGCAGCCAGAAUCUCAAUGCCCUGAUCCAUCACCCCCUGUUCCUGAAGCACAGAGAGAAGAAAUUAACCAACAUGCUACAGUACUAGCACAACCAGAAAGUGAUUAUCUAGUUGUCUCUGAACCUACAAAGGCACCACAAAGAUUGGAAUCCAUGGGGCCAUUGCAUCUCAAAGGUAAAGAAGUCACUCUGCACUCUCCUGCUGAAUCACUCAACUCAUCAGAGCAACUGCCGCCUAUUUUAUCUGCUGAGAAUGUAGAAAAGCAGGAAACUCAGCAGCCUUCACUAGUAACUGAAACACCAUUGCCAGAAUGCCUGGAAUCUGUUUUACCACACCCAACUGAACAACUGGAGAAACAAGACAAUUUGCCCUGUUCUCCUGAGAUAGCUGAAACAGCAGAAGCAUCACUUCUCACUGUGGCCUUUCAAAAGGCUGAAGUAACAAAAGCAGAAGUUCAUCCCUCGUCUCCCACAGUGGUUCCAUCAGAAGAACUGGUGCCUAUUUCAAGAGAGCCAGAUGUUGCCAUAGGUAGGAAAACAACUCAGCUGGUUUCACCUUUAUCUGUAGAACCUCCAGGGAAAGUAUCUAUUCCACCACAAGAAGCAGUGGAGGUAGAAAACCACUUCAGCCCACCUAUACAUGCGAAGCUGAGUUCUGAGGAUCAGGAUGAAUCACAUCCCACCAUAGAUGAAAGCCACCAAGAGGGUCAGUUUCCUUUAUUUGCAACCACACAGUUUGAGCUGGGACUUUCAACUGAAUCUGAAUCAACAAUGCAGAAUAUUAAUCAGAAUUUCUCUGUGUCAUCCCGGUUGGAAGAAACAACUGCCUUGCAUUCAGUUGACGAAGUAGAAAAGAAUUUGGCCUAUUCUCCUGAGAUAGCUACUGAAACAGCAGAGUUAUCACUUCCCACUGUGGCCUUUCAAAAGGCUGAAGUAACAAAAGCAGAAGUUCAUCCCUCGUCUCCCACAGUGGUUCCAUCAGAAGGAUUGGUGUCUAUUUCAAGAGAGCCAGAUGUUGCCACAGACAGGAAACAGUUGGCUUCACCUUUAUCCGUAGAAUCUCCAGGGAAAGUAUCUAUUCCACCACAAGAAGCAGUGAAGAUAGAAAACCAGUUCAGCCCGCCUAUACAUGCGAAGCUGAGUUCUGAGGAACAGGAUGAAUCACACCCCACCAUAGAUGAAAGCCACCAAGAGGGUCAAUUUCCUUUAUUUGCAACCACAUGGUGUGAGCUGGGACUUUCAACUAAAUCUGAAUCAACAAUGCAGAAUAUUAAUCAGAAUUCCUCUGUGUCAUCCCGGUUGGAAGAAACAACUGUCUUGCAUUCAGUUGACGAAGUAGAAAAGAAUUUGGCCUAUUCUCCUGAGAUAGCUACUGAAACAGCAGACAUAUCACUUCUCACUGUGGCCUUUCAAAAGGCUGAAGUAACAAAAGCAGAAGUUCAUCCCUCGUCUCCCACAGUGGUUCCAUCAGAAGAACUGGUGCCUAUUUCAAGAGAGCCAGAUGUUGCCAUAGGUAGGAAAACAACUCAGCUGGUUUCACCUUUAUCUGUAGAACCUCCAGGGAAAGUAUCUAUUCCACCACAAGAAGCAGUGGAGGUAGAAAACCACUUCAGCCCACCUAUACAUGCGAAGCUGAGUUCUGAGGAUCAGGAUGAAUCACAUCCCACCAUAGAUGAAAGCCACCAAGAGGGUCAGUUUCCUUUAUUUGCAACCACACAGUUUGAGCUGGGACUUUCAACUGAAUCUGAAUCAACAAUGCAGAAUAUUAAUCAGAAUUUCUCUGUGUCAUCCCGGUUGGUAGAAACAACUGCCUUGCAUUCAGUUGACGAAGUAGAAAAGAAUUUGGCCUAUUCUCCUGAGAUAGCUACUGAAACAGCAGAGUUAUCACUUCCCACUGUGGCCUUUCAAAAGGCUGAAGUAACAAAAGCAGAAGUUCAUCCCUCGUCUCCCACAGUGAUUCCAUCAGAAGAAUUGGUGUCCAUUUCAAGAGAGCCAGAUGUUGCCACAGACAGGAAACAGUUGGCUUCACCUGUAUCCGUAGAAUCUCCAAGCAAAGUAUCUAUUCCACCACAAGAAGCAGUGAAGAUAGAAAACCAGUUCAGCCCGCCUAUACAUGCGAAGCUGAGUUCUGAGGAACAGGAUGAAUCACACCCCACCAUAGAUGAAAGCCACCAAGAGGAUCAGUUUCCUUUAUUUGCAACCACAUGGUUUGAGCUGGGACUUUUAGCUGAAUCUGAAUCAACAAUGCAGAAUAUUAAUCAGAAUUCCUCUGUGUCAUCCCGGUUGGAAGAAACAACUGCCCUGCAUUCUGUUGAUGACGUAGAAAAGAAUUUGCCUUAUUCUCCUGAGAUUGCUGCUGAAACAGCAGAGUUAUCACUUCCCACUGUGGCCUUUCAAAAGGCUGAAGUAACAAAAGGAGUUCAUCCCUCGUCUCCCACAGUGGUUCCAUCAGAAGAAUUGGUGUCUAUUUCAAGAGAGCCAGAUGUUGCCACAGACAGGAAACAGUUGGCUUCACCUUUAUCAGUAGAAUCUCCAGGGAAAGUAUCUAUUCCACCACAAGAAGCAGUGAAGAUAGAAAACCAGUUCAGCCCGCCUAUACAUGCGAAGCUGAGUUCUGAGAAUCAAGAUGAAUCACAUCCCACCAUAGAUGAAAGCCACCAAGAGGAUCAAUUUCCUUUAUUUGCAACCACAUGGUGUGAGCUGGGACUUUCGACUAAAUCUGAAUCAACAAUGCAGAAUAUUAAUCAGAAUUCCUCUGUGUCAUCCCGGUUGGAAGAAACAACUGUCUUGCAUUCAGUUGACGAAGUAGAAAAGAAUUUGGCCUAUUCUCCUGAGAUAGCUACUGAAACAGCAGACAUAUCACUUCUCACUGUGGCCUUUCAAAAGGCUGAAGUAACAAAAGCAGAAGUUCAUCCCUCGUCUCCCACAGAGGUUCCAUCAGAAGAACUGGUGCCUAUUUCAAGAGAGCCAGAUGUUGCCAUAGGUAGGAAAACAACUCAGCUGGUUUCACCUUUAUCUGUAGAACCUCCAGGGAAAGUAUCUAUUCCACCACAAGAAGCAGUGGAGGUAGAAAACCACUUCAGCCCACCUAUACAUGCGAAACUGAGUUCUGAGGAUCAGGAUGAAUCACAUCCCACCAUAGAUGAAGGCCACCAAGAGGGUCAGUUUCCUUUAUUUGCAACCACAUGGUUUGAGCUGGGACUUUCGACUGAAUCUGAAUCAACAAUGCAGAAUAUUAAUCAGAAUUCCUCUGUGUCAUCCCGGUUGGAAGAAACAACUGCCUUGCAUUCUGUAGACGAAGUAGAAAAGAAUUUGGCCUAUUCUCCUGAGAUAGCUACUGAAACAGCAGACUUAUCACUUCCCACUGUGGCCUUUCAAAAGGCUGAAGUAACAAAAGCAGAAGUUCAUCCCUCGUCUCCCACAGUGAUUCCAUCAGACGAAUUGGUGUCCAUUUCAAGAGAGCCAGAUGUUGCCACAGACAGGAAACAGUUGGCUUCACCUGUAUCCGUAGAAUCUCCAAGCAAAGUAUCUAUUCCACCACAAGAAGCAGUGAAGAUAGAAAACCAGUUCAGCCCACCUAUACAUGCGAAGCUGAGUUCUGAGGAACAGGAUGAAUCACACCCCACCAUAGAUGAAGGCCACCAAGAGGAUCAGUUUCCUUUAUUUGCAACCACAUGGUUUGAGCUGGGACAUUCGGCUGAAUCUGAAUCAACAAUGCAGAAUAUUAAACAGAAUUCCUCUGUGUCAUCCCGGUUGGAAGAAACAACUGUCUUGCAUUCAGUUGACGAAGUAGAAAAGAAUUUGGCCUAUUCUCCUGAGAUAGCUACUGAAACAGCAGACUUAUCACUUCCCACUGUGGCCUUUCAAAAGGCUGAAGUAACAAAAGCAGAAGUUCAUCCCUCGUCUCCCACAGUAGUUCCAUCAGAAGAACUGGUGCCUAUUUCAAGAGAGCCAGAUGUUGCCAUAGGUAGGAAAACAACUCAGCUGGUUUCACCUUUAUAUGUAGAACCUCCAGGGAAAGUAUCUAUUCCACCACAAGAAGCAGUGGAGGUAGAAAACCACUUCAGCCCACCUAUACAUGCGAAGCUGAGUUCUGAGGAUCAGGAUGAAUCACAUCCCACCAUAGAUGAAGGCCACCAAGAGGGUCAGUUUCCUUUAUUUGCAACCACACGGUUUGAGCUGGGACAUUCGGCUGAAUCUGAAUCAACAAUGCAGAAUAUUAAACAGAAUUCUGCUGUAUCAUCCUGGUUGGAAGUAACAACAGCAUUGCAUUGUGUUGAUGAAGCAAAAAAGAAAGAUAUGCAUCCUGACAAAUCCAUCAUCAAGCCUUCACAUCUAGAUUCAUUGCAUUCUGUAUGCAUGCCAGAAAAACAAGAGAGGACAGAGUCAGAGAUUGAGCAAACUACUCAGCAGUUAUCACAUACAGUUCUACCAAAGGAAUCAUGUAAACUGCAGCCAGUGGAGGAAAUAGAAGUAAAUGGGAUCCAGCCUCAUUUAUCUGCAACUGCACAAACUUCAUCCCAGUCAGUUUAUAUGAUGGAAACACAGGCAGAUCAGUCUGUUUCAAAGAGAACAGCAGCCCUUGAUUCUGGAUCUACAAGUACACCGUACACUGAGGCUGAAGUAGAGAAAUAUAAUACUACAGAACCAAUAUCAAAAGAUAUGGCAAACCAAGCUAUUCAGGCUGUCACUGCAACAGUAGAGCCAUGCUAUCCAAAAGAAUUGCAUUCAGUGUCUGAAUCAGGAAAACAUCUAGAUGCACCUUUCCCAGUGCAAAACACAGAGGAAGGAGACCUUGAGUCACAGAGGUUUGCGGCUCCAGAAUCAGAAGGCAAACACUCAGUCUCAUCAGAAAGAAAGAGAGAAGAAUCUGAAUUUUAUUCAAUCAUAACCCCAGCAUCAGAACUGGGACAUCUUACUGGUGGUCCAGAAACACAGGAGAGUCAAAGCUGUUCAUCUGAUACAUUAAAGGUAGCAUCCAAACCAUCUCCAAAUAUUUCAUCAUUCAUUCUUGAUGAAAUAAAGGAUCAGCCAGUUCCACCAGUGCUCAUAGUGAGUCCAGCCCCAGCCUCAGAGCAGUCAAACUUUCUUUCACCAAUUCUUAAAGAUAAAGCCAAAAUAGAAGAAAAUCAAACCCCUUUUCCUGAAACUCCAAAAAUGGCACUACAAAAGCCACUGUCUUUUGCAGCCUUCCUCUUUGAUGAAACCAAGGGAGAUUCACUUGAUUCACUUGUGGCUACAAUUCCCCCCCCUGAGGAAUCAAAUUCCAUUCCAGAAAAUUUCUUUUCUGAAGAAGUAAAGGAAAUGGCUCCUCCGUCCUCACCUUUGUCUACAGAACAACUUUCCAAGGAAGCAAUUUCAUUGUCUGAUGCUGAAGAAGAAAAGAAACAAGACCAGUCUUGUUCACUUCUAAGGGAAGAGUCAAAGCAUUUGGCUGCUGGAGAAGCAAAUGUGCAAGGUGACCAGUCUUAUUUGCUUGUUAUGGCACAGCCUGAAGCAAGGAGCCAGGAAAUCAAGCCAUAUUGCCCUGAGACAACACAACCAGAGCUAGAUUUGACCUUGUUGAAUUCCACUGAAGAGAUCAGGAAGGAGGAGCCUCCUCUAUAUUCACCUUCACUUGUAUCAUCAGCAUCCAUACAUCAAGAAAUAUUGUAUCAUGAGGGAGAAAGAGAAAACCAAGGAAGGGUAACUUUUGAGACUGAACCUUCAAAGGAGCAGGAUGCUCUUCUAAAGUCACCCAUCCUGGCACAGGAAUUGGAACACCUACACUUACUGCAGUCAGUAAAAGACUCACAGAUAGAAGGAAUUCAGCCUUACUCUUCUGCAACUGUUCAAGGUUCAUCACAGCUAUUGGGUGAGACAGGAAUACAGGAACAUCAGGGCUACUUGCCUAAAACUGUAGAAGUGGAUUCAGGAGUUUCUAAGCUAUCAGAGCUGAUGGAUGUAGUGAAAAACCAAACCCAGCUGCUAUGGUCUGAAGCUACUGAGUUAGAAAGUAAACAGUCCAUUUUGUCAGAAGAGCAAAGGGAGAAAAUCCAGUAUCCACUGAUAACUACACCACUGGAUCUGGGACAUUUAGGUUCAUCUUAUUCCACAGAAAUACCAUUCUGUUCAUCUGAGGCACAGAAUCAGACCUCAGAACAGCCACCAUCAGUUCCAUCUCUGCUCACCGAGAAAGUAGAGGAGCAGGAAGUUCAUUCACAGCCACCAGCAGUCUCAACAUCAUCCAUGCUGGGUCAACCCAACACUGCUCCAUGGGAUCUAAUUGAAGAAGAUGAGAAACAACAGACCAAGCCUUGCCCUCCUGAGGUUGCUAAUGUGAUAUCAGAUGAGCCCUUGUCCAUUGCAGCCUUCCUUCUUUCUGAGGCAAAAGAAAUACAUUCUACUUUUCCCCUAACUUCAAAAAAAGAUCAUCUAGACACUCAACCUCCUUUCAAGGAAGCUGAUUUCUUAAUAGAAAGAUCAGAAAACACUUCAACUGGUCCUCCUGAGACAAAUGUAACUGUUAAGAGAGAAACUGAGCCUCCUACAACACAUUUUGAAAUGGAACAGUUUGCUAGUGAACCUGAAGAAGAUGUUACUUAUGAUGGAAGGGAAGAUAUCUCUGAUAUUCUUACACUAUCUAAUUUCAUUCCAAAUAAGCCUUCCAGUGUUGUGAUACUGGAACUCGUAAAUGAUACUCUCACAAACAACUUACAUUCAUCAGUAAGUUCUGCAGACUCAGAUACGACCGCCAGUAAGACACUAAGCAGUAUUGAAGACUUUUCAAAAACAGAAGAAAACAAGUGUUUGCCUACUAUAGAGAAAACUUUGAAAGAGCCUGAAAACUACAUACAAAAAGAAAAGGAAUUAAAAGAUCAUGAGAAACUGAGAGACGAAGCCAUACAUGAUCUUGAACUUGAUCAAGGAAAAGAUAUAUUCAGUAUUUCUGAAGGUUACGAGGUAGUGAAUAUGCAUACUGCACCACUCAGUUCUUCAGCUGAUAAAGAAGAGAAGCAUACACUAGAGACAUUGGAAUACUUGGAAACAGUUUCCUUGCAGGAAACAAAGCCAUUCAAUGAUGUCAGAGAUAUGGUUGGUAACCAUGAACUUUCUGUGUGUAAACUAAGUGCAAAAACUUCAGAAAGCUUAAAAGGAGACAACCAUGAAAAUACAGAAUACAAAUCAAAAGAACUUUUUAAAGAAAAAGGUGACAAAGAAAGUGUAGAAACCAAGAAGGAAAUGUCUAUUAUUCAAGAAAAUAAGGAUGUUGGUGCUUUAAAUUAUACUGGUAUGGAUUAUUUUGAAAAAUAUACCUUUGUUGACAACACAUUUUUUACCCAGACAGGAAAGGAGCAAUUUUUAAAGGAAGUACAGGGGCCAUUUGAAGUUACAAAAGAAAAUUCUGCAACACCUCCAGUUAGGGAAAAUGAUAAAAACACAGAGGAUGAGCUUAACUUAGCAGGCAAACCCCUAUUUAACACAGGAGAAGAUGUGUUAUCCCAAUCUCCAUUCAUUCCCUUGCCAGCUACUACAGUCAGUCCUGAGCCUCUUGAUAUGCCACCUGCUUUGGCAUUUUUGUAUAAAGAUCUCUAUAAAGAAUCAGUGGAAGGAUCUAAAGAAGAUAGCCAUAAAUGUCCAUCAAAUGAAGAAAGUGAGAAUACUGACAUGUCCCCUCACACUAGAGGUCCUACUCCAUAUUAUGGGACUAAAAUGUCCAUUCAAAGAGAUGUUUCUAAAGAUCAAACUCCAAAUUUGGAAGAAUCCCAGAAGGAACAAGUUCUAAAAGAUCACCCUAUUAAUGAACAAGGUUUAAACCUUUUCUCAAAUGGUGCAGAUGAACCAAAUGAAAAGGAACCUCAGUCUGUUCACUUUUUAGCUGAAGCACAUGCCCAACCAGAGGACUUGCCACCAAGAGGAAUUGUGGAAGGGUUGAAUGAUGCCUUGACUGAUAGGCCAGCUGAGAUAAUCAGUGACAUAAAAGUGGAAACUUGCUAUCCUACACAUGCAAUUACUUUUGGAAGUGGGCUCUAUAGCUCAGAUGCAAACAAUGAUGGUAACAAUCAAAGAACAGCAGAAGAAUCCUUGGACUUUGAAGGGCAUGUUUCUAAAGUUCAUACUCCAAAUUUGGAAGAAUCCCAGAAGGAACAAAUUCUAGGAGAUCAGCCUAAUAAUGAACAAGGUUUGGACCUUUUCUCAAAAGGUGCAGAUGAACCAAAUGAGAAGGAACUUCAGUCUGUUCACUUUCUAGCUGAAGCACAUGCCCUACCAGAGAUCCUGCCACCAAGAGGAGUUGUGGAGGGGUUGAAUGAUGUCUUGACUGAUAGGCCAGCUGAGAUCAUCAGCGACAUAAAAGUUGGAACUUGCUAUCCUACACAUGCAAUUCCUUUUGGAAGUGGGCUCUAUAGCUCAGGUGCAAGCAAUGAUGAUAACAAUCAAAGAGCAGAAAAAUCCUUGGACUUUGAAAGGGAUGUUUCUAAAGAUCAUACUCCAAAUUUGGAAGAAUCCCAGAAGGAACAAAUUCUAGAAGGUCAGCCUAAUAAUGAACAAGGUUUGAACCUUUUCUCAAACAGUGCAGAUGAACCAAAUGAAAAGGAACUUCAGUCUGUUCACUUUCUAGCUGAAGCACAUGCCCUACCAGAGAUCCUGCCACCAAGAGGAAUUGUGGAGGGGUUGAAUGAUGCCUUGACUGAUAGGCCAGCUGAGAUCAUCAGUGACAUAAAAGUUGGAACUUGCCAUCCCACACAUGCAAUUCCUUUUGGAAGUGGGCUCUAUAGCUCAGGUGCAAGUAAUGACGACAGCAGCCAAAGAAGAGCAGAAGAAUCCUUACCUGAAGAAGCAGGUCAAGUAUUACCAGAGGAAACAAGUGAUGAGGAGUAUAGUCCAAUACCUGAUUAUGCAGCAAGUGUCUAUCAAACUUCAGCAUCUGUGCAGGAUGAAUCAAAUGAAGUUGCUUGUUUUGCAGUUGACCGAAACCAGCAAUCUGAAAUAACAGGCAUUCAUGAAAUGGAUAAUGAUGUCAGAAAACCUGUUGAAGAAAACAUACAAUCUCAUGAAGCAUUCCACCAUGUUAGCAGUCACUGGGAAAAUGAGGGACAACCGGAAAGCCAGUUAAUUUCGGUCUUUGAGUCCAUAUCACAAGACACACAAUCUUUAGACCAUAAACACCUUCCAUGUUGGGACACUGAGGGGCAAACAUCUGAAAAAAGAGUUGGAGAAAAUAUUACUGAUGACUUAACUAAACCCAAUAAAGAAGCAGCAUACCAACCACCAUCUGAAGAAAUAUCUGAUAGACCAUUUGGAGAACUGGACCAUUCUCUUUUGUCACAUGAUUUUGAUACCUAUCCAUUAUACUCAAUAAAAGAAGAGUCCAGUGACAUUGAUGAAGAUAUAGCUGAGCUCAUGGAUUAUGAAAUGGUUAGCCGAGAUGAUGUUUUUGAUGAAGAAACAUCAUCAGAAGUGACUCAUGAAGAGUUGCUAUUUGAUGACAGAAAAUCCUUAGACCGCAUUAGUGAUAGUUAUGAAUUUGUGAAUGAAAGAGAGGCAAAUACGUACGCUGAAGCAGAAGAGUUUGAGUUGAUGGGUCUUGACAAGCUACCAAGUAAAGUUACAGAACCUGAGGUCCUACAGAAAGAAUUAGAUCAUGAACUAUUAGAUAGUUAUUGCUAUGAGUGUAAAUGUCCAAUUUCUGCUGAGGACAGACUUUCUGGGGAGCAUAAAGAGCACAAUGUGACUAACUUGGAUACAGCUGUGACUGAAUUAAAGGGUCAAUUGGAUGGAUUCCUAGAUGUUUUGCAAGAAAGAUCUUUGAAGGUUGAGGGGUUUGUCAGUGAGAUUGAAGCUCUGUUUAAUUCUCUUGAGGAAAACUGUAAGGAAAAAGAGCAGCUUUUAGAAGAGCAAAAUGAAAGCAUCAUCAAGACUGUGAUAGGACACCAUGACAGAAAGGCACAGAGCUUUGAGGAAGUAAAGAACACCAAAAUAGAGUAUCUUUAUGAACAGAUGGUUAAUUUUCAAGAAUAUAUUGAUACAGCAAAGGACACGCUGGAGACUAUCAUAAAGGAAACUGAAGAAAUGGAUGAUUUUGUUUUUCUAAGUUCAUCGGAAGAAAUAAAUAAAAGGUUACUUUCUGCAGUGGAGAAUAUUCUGGCUUUGGAAAAGAUGCCAACUGCAUUCUCACAGUUUGAACAUUUUGCAGGUGGCUCAGCAAAUGGCAACCAGACCUUAAAACACAUGCCUGUCCCACAGACUCCAAAAUUACAACCUCAGGAUCCAAACUCGGCCACGAGCACAUCGAUUGCAGUGUAUUGGACUGUGAAUGAAGAUGAUGUCAUUGAUUUCUUCCAGCUCUAUUGUAUGGAGAAGUACCCAGGAAACAGAGAACAAAGUGGCUUGGCAGAAGAAUAUCGUGUUACUGUGAAGGAGACCAACUGCAUUUUGGAAGAGUUAGAGCCUGGUCACUGUUACAGUGUAUGGGUUAUGGCUGUAAACUACACAGGAUGCAGCUUUCCCAGUGACAAAUCCACAUUUAGAACGGCUCCCCCGACCCCUGUAAUAAAGGCAGAAGAAUGCAGUGUGUGUUGGAAUGCUGCCACCAUCCGAUGGAGCACCAUUAACCCAGAAGCAACAGAUUCUUUCACACUUGAGUACUGCAGACAGUAUUCUCCUGAAGGAGAAGGUCUCAGAUCUCUGGCUGGAACUAAAAGACCUGAAAUGAAAGUUCACCUAGAAUCAAACAUAAAUUAUUUCUUCUAUGUGAGAGCAGUUAACAUCUUCGGGACAAGUGAACAAAGUGAAGCCGCUCUCAUCUCAACAAAAGGAACUAGAUUUCACAUAAUGAAAGAAGCAGCUCCCCCUGAAUUACAAGUGUCGCCGAAUGGAACUAUGAUAUGCCUUCCUGAGAAAUCUGAAGUCACCAGCUUCUCACCAGUGUUGGGCGAACUCUUGUCUGCUCAUGGAUGGCACUAUUGGGAAACCACUGUAAGUGGCUGCUCGGCUUACAAGGUUGGGAUCUGCUACUCCACUGUACCACAAGACAGCAUCCUGGGGGAGAACAAUACUUCCUGGUGCUUGCAUUGUCCUAGCAAGACAAGUUUCAUAUAUAAAGUCCUCCAUAAUGGUGAAAUUAGUGAAGUUAUUGUGACGGAACAACCAACCAGGAUUGGCAUUCUGCUGGACUAUACUGCCGGAAGACUCUUAUUUUUCAACGCAGAAAGAGGGCAAGUACUCUUUGCCAUCAGGCAGAAAUUCACCAAUGCUGCUCACCCUGCCUUUGUGUUGGAGCAACCAGGAGUACUUAACCUGCAUACAGGCAUGGAGCUUCCAGAGUUUGUGAAGCAAAGCUAAAAAGUUUUCUUUUGAACUACCUGCAAGACAAAAACAAAUUAGAAUUUGCUAAAAAGGCUUGGGAUGGUCUUUUCCCCCUUCUCCUUCUCCUAAUAGAAAGAUCAUUAGCCAGAGAAGUGCUCUGUGAACUCAUUGGCCUCAAUCAUCCUUUCAUCAUCCUUUCCUCCUCCUCAACAGCAGCUUCUCUACACUACUUCAUAAAGUACUUUUUACAUUUGGGGGAAGUUUCAAAAAGCAGAUCAAGGGAGCUGCUGUUAGGAACAAAAGUGUAAUGCUUUUCACAGAUUGCACACGUAACCCACCCACACACUUCCAAGAACUCCCUGGAUGAUAGCCAAAUCUUUUCUGUAGCUGUUUUUAUUUACUGGACCGAUGUGCACAAGAGGUGCAAACACACACAGAAGAGCCAUAGCUCACUGGUAGAGCAUCUACUUUGCUUGCACAAGAUACCAGGUUCAAUCCCCAUCAUCUCUAGGUAGGACUAGGAGAGACCUCUCUCUGAAACCCUGGAGAGCUGCUGCAUUCAUUAUAGACAACACUGGGCUAGAUGGACCAAUGAUCCAUCUAUAUGGACUCAGUAGAAGGGAGCCCCCUAUAUUCCUAGUUAAUACACAGAAACGCAAAUAAGUUCUCUUUACACUUAUUACUUUCUAUGCACUCUGUGAUGUAUACUCAAGUCUUUCCUGAAGCAAUAUAUAUAUUCCUGCACUAUUCCAAGGCAUUUUAAUGGGUUCUACCAAAAAGACAUUUGUGGGAGGAUUGUGCCUAUUGGCCCCAAUCCAGCUAUUAAAGAAUUGACCCACACAGGGCUACCUCCAAUUAAGAUAGUUGGUGCUGCCAGAAUCUGGGGAGAGUUUCCACCCACCCCCUCCCAGCUUUUGACCAAGUUAACACUCAUAUAUGACACUAACAACAUUGGCCAUCUUGAUUUCAGUUACACUCAUUAUUCUUGAUUGGUAAAGUACCUAAUCUGCUAGGAUGUGUGUACAUAAAAGGCUGGUUUCUUAUGUGCUUUGGCCUAACAGUUACGGCCUAACUAUAUCAGGGCAGUUGUUAGUAGGAAAAUUAUUCUAAUACUGUUUUAAUGGUAUAUGAUAUUAAAAUAUCUAAAUAA